AUCAUUCGAGGGUGUCCUCGUAGCGCCAUCUGCAAAAAUAAAAUGAGUAAAUUUGGUAACACCAGGUACCACUUCUGGUUCAAGCUUCGUUCAGUCAACAUCCACUGGUACCAGACGAUCGACAAUGGCAGAUCUCGGCAGCAAGGAUGUUGAAAGGGCAGAAUUCGCCUUCUCCAUUUACGACUCUGACGGCACCAACGUCAUCGAUGCAGUUGAUCUUGGCAACGUCCUUCGCGCGCUGAACUUGAACCCCACAAACGCGACCAUCGAGAAGCUGGGCGGCACGAAGAAGAAGGGCGAGAAGAAAAUGAAACUGGACGAAUUCCUGCCCAUUUUCAGCCAGUGCAAAAAGGACAAGGAACAGGGAUGCUAUGAGGACUUCCUCGAGUGUUUGAAACUGUACGACAAACAGGAAAACGGAAUGAUGCUCAGCGCGGAAUUGUCCCACACACUUCUCUCACUUGGUGAACGUCUCAAUGAUGCGGAAUGCGAGACGGUGCUGAAGGAUUGCAUGGAUCCAGAAGACGAAGACGGUUUCAUCCCCUAUGCCCCUUUCUUGAAGAAGAUGAUGGUACUGUUGUAAGCGAUCACGAGGUGUUAUACAGAGACAAUGAUCAUCCAUCCGUUCCUUCGUAAACUGUGUGACAGGGCGGCAGCAGCAGAUGACGAAUAGUAGGAUGAUCGCUGUCAACAUCAGUCCGCCAAGAUCCACGUUGACGAUGGACAUAUUCGCCAUAUUCGCUCGUCACAUUCACCACUUUUCUUAUCUCCCCGCAAAGAUCCAUUGACGUAAAUAGCGAUACGAACCUGGAAUCAGUAAUGUCAAGACGUCAUCAGCAUUUUAUCGAAAGGAAAGCAAGAAGAAAGGGAAAGUUCACGGAACAUCGAGAAAAAGAAAAGCAACUCGAAUGCACGCAACAUCGUUAUUUAAUUCGGUUUCAUACGACACAGCGUCCACAUUAAAUUUACAGAAUGCAAAAUAUCUUAAUCGCAACAUUGUACAAAGUCAAAUGAAAAAGUAUUAAUUUACUUCUUAUUGUUACUGUAAUAAAUCGCUCCUCUCAAAUCAACGGAGAGGAUU
This is a messenger RNA of Solenopsis invicta (red fire ant), 1081 nucleotides long. RefSeq names its product myosin light chain alkali (gene Mlc1). The transcript is spliced from 6 exons. Gene Ontology annotation, cellular component: muscle myosin complex. Gene Ontology annotation, molecular function: calcium ion binding. Lineage: Eukaryota; Metazoa; Arthropoda; Insecta; Hymenoptera; Formicidae. The record is from RefSeq and is a predicted model, not a curated record. Bases 125 to 583 code for a protein of 152 amino acids.